AGCAGCCCAUGGUUUUAGGUGCUUUUAUACUAUAUUCAGUCUUCUUCUUGUGUCAAAGAUGCAGGUUGUUAGUGGUGGACAAUCACUCUGGAUGUACACUCUGUUAUUCACUUCUCUACAACUUUGGGGAAGGCUUUCAGCUUCUACUUCCUCUCCUCCUCUUCCUGCACCUAUACUUGACAUCUAUUCAAGGUCAAAGAGCUCAGUGGUUCUGGUCUGCCGUGCCCCAGAGGGCCACCGAGGGGUUCAUUUCAUGUUGUACCGAACUAGAGAGAAGGUGGACUCUCAGGAGCUGCAGUCUGGUGCUGAGGAGGUUCAGUUCACUGUGAGGGUAAAGGAAGGGGAUUCAGUCCAACUCUUCUGCUGUCUGUACAAGGACCAGGAUGGUCAUUACAGUGUUUUCAGUCCCUAUUUGCAGCUGGAGCACACAAGAGAUGCAUUGCCAGUUCCCACCCUUGUCGUCCAGCAGCAGAUGGACGUGUGGCAUUUGCUCUGCACAGGCUCUGCUGCUUACCCCGGUGCUGUGUUCUCCCUCUACCUGGCUGAUAUUGAACUUCCUGUUGCCACUCACCAUGCCACCUUGCUCGACCAUCAGGCCAUCUUCCCAGUGCCUGUCCAGGACAGUCCAGUGGCUUUUUACCAGUGCCAGUACGAUGUCCUCCUGGGAAGGAAAUGGAGCAGCUCUGAGCGCAGCCGCUCGUUGGCUGUAACCAGAGGAAUUCCUCCUCCAUCAUCAACAGAUUUGUCCGGUGUGGACUGGCCUCUCGUACUGGGCUCUUUCUCCGCUGUGGUAUUGUUAAUCUGCUCAGUGGCACUCGUGGUUGUGGUGGCACACAGGAAAGUUAAAGCUGCGGCCAAGGAAAAGAAGAAAAGACAGGAAGCCCAGUUCUGGACUCAAGUUCAUGCUAAGGACCAUGUUGUUGACCUUACACUCAGGCGUACAAGGUUUCCCUCUGAGGAAUGGGCCAGUGUCGACACAACUACAGAGACAGGCUCCAGAUCUCCUUUAAGGAACUCGCUUUCCACAUUCACAACACCGAUCCCUCCAAUCCAUUAGAAAUAUUUGUUUUUGCACUCUCUCUCUCUCUCUCUCUCUUUCUCCCUCUUUCUCUCUGUUUGUGUGUGUUUAUACUUUAUUUGAGUAGUUUAUCAAUGUAGCAUCAGUUGGAGUUACACAGCGGGACAGGAAAGGCUAUUUCCUCAUUUCCUAUUUCAUGUGUGGCAGUAAAAUUGACAGGAUAUGAAGUUUGUUUGAUCUUACAUGUUACUGAGCCAGUGAAUCUAAAUACAGAUUUUAUUAUUAUUA
Messenger RNA from Perca fluviatilis (European perch), 1306 nucleotides. RefSeq lists its product as uncharacterized. Lineage: Eukaryota; Metazoa; Chordata; Actinopteri; Perciformes; Percidae. The record is from RefSeq and is a predicted model, not a curated record. The transcript has 10 exons. Bases 59 to 1057 code for a protein of 332 amino acids.